AUAAAAAUAAAACAAGUUUGAAACAAAAAUAAAAAUAAAUAAAUUACACAAAAAGUGAAAUUUAAAGAAUUUACGCAACACAAUUAGAGUGGAUUAUUAAGAAUGUGCGAUAUGAUAAUGGAGCGACUUACCAGUCAUGGCGGCAUUGGAUUGUCAGGCGGUAGUCCAGCUUACACACAAGGACAUCGUGGCACAGGCACAAAUGUGGGACACAAUGGAGGGCAUGGAGGUACGCCGCAAAUGCAUCAUCAAGCGUUGCAAUCAGAUUUUCAGCCGCCGUAUUUUCCGCCGCCCUUUCAUCAUACGACACAGAGUCCUCCGCAACAACAAAAUCACGGCUUAGAAUACUUGAGCACAGAUCCAUAUGGACAACCACUAUCAUCAUUGCAUCACGCCCCGCUUCACCAUUACAAUCAAUUAGCCGGUCUAAGACCGUCACAAGAUCAAUUAGGAUUACACAGAUCUCAUCGUGACUCCGACUUACAAGGGCAUGUGACACAAUUGUCACAUGGCUUCCCAUAUUCGGAUCGCCGGAGUGAUUAUGGCAGUACAAUUGGUGCCGGCAGCGGCGGUGGUCCCCGGAUACACGAGCACGAUCCACUCACGUUACAUCAGGCAUUACAAAGUGCCGUUGAUGAUGGACAGAAUCCAGUUAUUGAUGAAAAUGCGGGAUUUAUGUCGGAUUUACCAUUACUCAAAAAUAAAUAUAUUGGAGAUCAAUGGUCUCUUCUGUAUCCAAAAGCAGACAUCAAAGCGAAGGAUAACGGCAAUAUAAAUAUAGGAUCGCCAAGUGAUGUAUUUUGUUCGGUUCCUGGUCGUCUUAGUUUAUUAUCUAGUACAUCAAAGUAUAAAGUGACUGUAGCUGAAGUACAACGAAGAUUAUCGCCGCCAGAAUGCUUAAAUGCGUCACUUUUGGGAGGCGUUCUCAGAAGAGCUAAGAGUAAGAACGGCGGACGACUAUUACGUGAAAAACUCGAAAAAAUUGGCUUGAAUUUGCCAGCUGGGCGUCGUAAGGCAGCAAAUGUUACACUUUUAACCUCAUUAGUGGAAGGUGAAGCAAUUCACUUGGCACGCGACUUUGGUUACGUAUGUGAGACAGAAUUCCCCGCGAGACAAGUUGCCGAAUAUCUGUCGCGACAAUAUGCGGAACCGCAAGAUACCUAUAGACGGAAAGAGCUUCUAAUGAACACCAAACAAGUCACAAAAGAAUUAAUGGACUUGUUAAAUCAAGAUCGUUCCCCCUUGUGUAAUACUCGACCCCAAAUAAUACUCGAUCCACAAAUUCAGCGUCAUCUUACGCAUUUUUCACUCAUCUCGCAUGGCUUUGGAUCGCCAGCGAUUGUGGCUGCAUUGACAGCUAUUCAGAAUUACUUAAACGAAUCAAUCAAACAUUUAGAGAAAAUGUAUCCAAAUAACGGCAGCAUGGUGACAUCCUCGUUAGACAAAACAAAAAUGGAAAACGACAAAAAGUGAUAGAAAUUGUGGUACUAUGAUGAUGAAAAUGCUCAGUAAUGUUAUUUACAACUAGAUAGAAAUUUUCGUUUUUUUUAUUGCAACCAUCGAAGAAACACAGAAG
This is a messenger RNA of Culicoides brevitarsis, 1576 nucleotides long. RefSeq names its product transcription factor AP-2-epsilon (gene TfAP-2). Gene Ontology annotation, biological process: regulation of cell population proliferation; regulation of transcription by RNA polymerase II; anatomical structure development. Lineage: Eukaryota; Metazoa; Arthropoda; Insecta; Diptera; Ceratopogonidae. Gene Ontology annotation, cellular component: nucleus. Bases 103 to 1473 code for a protein of 456 amino acids. The record is from RefSeq and is a predicted model, not a curated record. Gene Ontology annotation, molecular function: RNA polymerase II transcription regulatory region sequence-specific DNA binding; DNA-binding transcription factor activity, RNA polymerase II-specific. The transcript is spliced from 10 exons.